Molecule: messenger RNA, 801 nt
Organism: Morchella importuna
Lineage: Eukaryota; Fungi; Ascomycota; Pezizomycetes; Pezizales; Morchellaceae
Exons: 1
Coding region: 1-801 (266 amino acids)
Source: RefSeq, a predicted model, not a curated record
AUGACUUUAGGUUUGCUCAACCUACCUAAAGUGUACACUAACAUCCGCAACAGCCUCAAAGCGCAGAUGCAGAACGUCGGUUGGGUUAAUAAAAGCGUUCCCGGGGCAGCAGCGUUCGAUGCUCUAUGCCUGUAUGUGAUGAACUUAUGCUCGCUCCGCGCUUUCCUGCCUAUUUGGACAGGAGUCGAUUCCGAAGCCCGUAGAGUACUCGCGGAUGCUUUGAAGUGGCUGAUUGGUGAUGUUGGACAGAAGGAAAAGCUAUCGAGAGGGCAGGGAAAUCGCGAGUACAGAGAAGCUGCCGGCGAUAGUGAUGAUGAUGACGACGGUGGACAGCCCGCCCAACGCUCUAGGAAGCGUAAACGGGAUCCAGUGUCUGCAGAUCUCGAUAGACCUUCCAUAAUGGUCACAGUGGUAGACCCCGAUGCUCUAGGAGCAUUCUUCAACGUUGUCCCGCCUCCUACCUAUCACUGGAACUAUCCACAAAAUGAGCCUUCGUUCAUUGGAAUUCUGACAAAGAUAACGUUUCCAGAGCUCUGCAAUUUGAUCCUGAAGCACACCGCACACAGCAGAGCAAUCAGGAGUAUCUGGGGAGCACUGGAUAACGUUCCACCGGCAUCCAAUCCACCUCAUCAGCAACCUGUAGCCUUCGCCAGAUGCCCGGGGCGCUCAGGGUGCUCAGGUCGCUUGGUAGGUAAACUAUCUCUCCAGAGAUACCGCCAGUGCUCCUGGCGAGGUCUGGCGCACAUUAUUCCGCCCCAGCGCACACUAGUCCGCACAACGGGCCCCGACACUAAAUACUAG